ACAACGUUCAUUUUCAUCAUCAUCGGUAUUAUUAUCAUCACCAUUAUCACCAUCAUUAUUGAUGAACAAUAUCGAAACAGCCGUGAAAGAUAAUUGUCAUAUAAUGAAUAAACGUUUUAUACGAAGUUCCAGUUGUAAUAAUUGGCCAGCUAAAUUAUUACAACCGAUGCAUAUUAAUAAUAACAACAACAAAAAAGUUAAAACAUUGCCAAAUCGUUGUAUGGCAUUAGCAUAUGGUAAUAAAAAAUAUCGAUCAUCAUCAUCGAUUCUAACCAUAGUGAUGUUAAUCACUGUAAUCGUAUCGAUUUGGUCAUCGACAAAUAAAACGAAUAUGUCUACUGUUUGUGCUGCUUCUGCUGGUAUUGAAGUUGGUAAUGGUAAUGAAAAUGAAUCACCCGGUGGUGGUCAUAUCAAUAUUGUGGACGAUGAAGAGAAUCGUUCACUUCAUGAAUGGGAUGAUAUAUUUCAUUCACGAUCAGCUGAUGAUUGGAGACAAUUAUGGCAUCGUGAACGUCAUCGCCGUUGUCGACAUGAUCUUCUUGCCCAUAUGGAAUUGGUUUGUCAAAAAGAUAUCUAUAAAUUGAAUCGUCGACGAAAAAAACGAACAAAUGUCAAUGAUGAUUUUUAUCAACAUGAAACAAAUGGAAAAUUGAGUUUAGGAAAUUUGGACAACAAUAACAAUAGUGAUGGAAAAUCGAAGAAUCGAUAUCUAACAUUCAUAGAAGCGAAUACAUUUGCCCAAAAACAGCUCAAACGUUUUCUACGUAAAAAUCAUCAUUAUGAUAAUUAUCAAUCAGAUAUGGAUGUGAUCCAUCAACCUUAUAUUCAAAUGGCCAAAAAAUUAUUCGAUGAUGAUAAUCCUUCAUCAGAUAAUCAAAAUAAUAGUAAUAAUAAUCAUGAUCAUAUUAACAAUGAUUACGAUAAUGUGGGCGGAAGUGGUUUGAUGGCUGUACGUCGACGACAACGUGGUAAACGUGGAAUUUCCGAUGAAUGUUGUCAUGGAACGGAUGGUUGUUCAUGGGAAGAAUAUGCUGAAUAUUGUCCCGCAAAUGUACGAUUACGAUCAUGAUCAAACUAAAGAAAAAAAAAACAAACGAAAGAAAGAAAAACAAUUUGUUAGUGGGGAAAACGAAAACAUCAUCACUUUGUCUAUUCAAUUUAAUGCACACAUCCGGUCAUCAUCAUCACAUUUAUUGCACCACAAUAAAAGUCACUUGUUUCAAAUAAAUGAAUGAAUUGCCCUCA
This is a messenger RNA of Dermatophagoides farinae (American house dust mite), 1245 nucleotides long. It is a transcript of the gene Ilp7, whose product is annotated as Insulin-like peptide 7. Gene Ontology annotation, cellular component: extracellular region. Lineage: Eukaryota; Metazoa; Arthropoda; Arachnida; Sarcoptiformes; Pyroglyphidae. Gene Ontology annotation, molecular function: hormone activity. The record is from RefSeq and is a predicted model, not a curated record.